GGGGCGGAGCUCUGCGGCAGCUGUGCGUGUGACUCUAACAUGAAGUGGCUCCGUUGAUAACGGCGCUGUUUCACGGCUACGUUCCGAAAGCGGCCGAUAAGUGUCUUUUCUUCAUAUCUCUUCGGCACUUUGAAUAGACUUCGACAAAAUGAUGCGCUUCAUGCUGCUGUUCAGCCGUCAGGGGAAGUUGCGGCUGCAGAAGUGGUACACGGCCACAGCCGAGCGCGACAAGAAGAAGAUGGUGAGGGAACUUAUGCAGAUUGUGCUGGCCCGAAAACCAAAGAUGUGCAGCUUCCUGGAAUGGCGGGAUCUCAAGAUUGUCUAUAAAAGGUACGCCAGCCUGUAUUUCUGUUGUGCAAUAGAAGAGCAGGACAAUGAGCUGAUUACUCUGGAGGUCAUCCAUCGCUUCGUAGAGCUGCUGGACAAAUACUUUGGCAGUGUGUGUGAGCUGGACAUCAUCUUCAACUUUGAGAAAGCCUAUUUCAUUCUGGAUGAGUUCCUUAUGGGAGGAGAGAUCCAGGACACGUCUAAGAAGAGCGUCCUCAAAGCCAUCGAACAAGCUGACCUGCUGCAGGAGGAAGACGAGUCGCCCCGGAGUGUGUUGGAGGAAAUGGGCUUGGCAUAGUGCACGGCGGCACUGAGAGACUGUGGGUACAGAGGCACGGGACACAAUAGAAUUGGAGAUGUUUGGAUUAGCAGUGUUGUUCCAGCUUUGGUUCUGUGUAUCUGUGGCUUAAUGGACCGGGCCAAGGGACUCAUUUGGCAUCAACGGGCCCUUUAGCUUUGUGUGUGCACGAGCGCCUAUAUGUGACACUUCAGCUGUCAAAGGCUUUAUGUGGGGUCAAGGCUGUGGGUUGUAUGUAAACUUGUGUAUUGUGUGCUUCGGGGGGGGUUCGAGCGGGGCACGGAGUCCCGCUUUUCUUUAUAGUGAGUCAAGAUUUAAAAAAAAAAAUGUGGCCGCUUGCGUUGGAAUCAUCGUGAGAUGUUUUUUUUCUAACUGGUCAACCAGUCAAAACCUUUUUUUGAGGUUUGUCAGUUACUGAAUGUGAAGUUAUACUAGCUUGUGUAUUUUGGAAAUACGACGUAACAAGAAAUGUAAGGCAAAGUAACCAUUAGUCUUUAUAAAAUUGGAGCUUUUCAUAAUAUUCAUGAUGUACAACAGAGAAGAGGGCAUGAUGCCGUUAGCGUGUCCUUUCUAAUCCCAAACCCAUUAAUUAACUGUCAGGGAACCUGAGAGUCGACCCGAGUUACACUAAAACACAGAAAUAAGGUAUAUUCAAACUGUAAGGGGAACACUGGUGGGUUUCAGCCUGGGUCCCACUUGUAGAUGUUUUGGAUUCAACUGUUGGUUUGCAAUAAAAACAGUGAUAAUGGGUCUGUAUAGCUUUAGGAGGCUAACAACAUUAAUGGUUAAAUACCUAUAGAGUGGAGGUCUAUGGGGCAAGCUAAAAACUGCAGUGUUAACUGUUUCUGAAUGGAUGACAGUGUAAUUAGAUCCUUUUGGAGGUGCACAUUCAUGCUUACCUCAGUAAAUUUAAAGAAAUGUUUUAAAACAGCUGAUUAUACGAGUUACUCUCAAGAGCCGCUCACUAACAGUCAACUUGUAUGAAUCUAGUGGAGAGUGACUUCCUCAAACAGAAGUCUGUAUAAUAAUUCUUUAUUUACCAAGGUAAACGUGCACCUGUACUUCUGUAGGACUUCUCUCUGCGCUACAGCGGGUUUCAAAGACAUCUUCAUCCAUUCAGUGGCCACUAGAAGCACUUCACUUUGAGUUUAUUAGAUUGACCCAUGGGCUUGCAUUUUAUAGAUGUCUAGCCCUGGAUGGUGUUCACAUUCUAACUCAGUACUGGACUGAUGAUCGUCUUCUUUGUCCUGAGUGAGACAGUAAUGUGAAAUUCCUGCUUUGGUGUUGCGUCUCAGCUGGACACAGUUUAUAUAUGAGCAAACGGUCAACAGUUCAAGGAUUUCAGGUCAAACCAGACAAGAAUCCACUAAAAUAUCUUCCGUGCUAAACAUACAUGUGCAAACAGUUGUAGUAAGCGGGAGUUAUCAAAGGUUUCUUGGCCCGUUGAGAGGGUACAGAGUUUUAUUUUGAAAUGUCUGCAUGUUUGAAUGUACAUUCCAGUCUCUGGGGGUCUGCCGUGCCCUCCAGUCGAUUUUGGUUCCCUUCCAGCACUGGUUCCCAGACUUGGUCCUCGUGUUUUCUGUUUCCUGUCUGUUCUGCUCACAGUUGCCUCAAAUGGUGACUUUGACGUGCUUGAUCCAGUCAGCCGUGUCUGUGUGCAGCUCGGAUAAAUGGCCCGAGUGUGGGAACCACGCGUUUGUCUGAAGGGUUUUAUGUUCUGUAUAAAAUGUUUAUUUAGUGGUUCUUAAAGGGAGUCGAGCUCAAUAACCUGUCAAUAUUUAUAAUGUUGUUGAUUUAAGGUGUAUGAACAGUGUUAUUGUAGGUGACAGUGUUGAGGACUCACCUACAGUAAAUAGUUCAGCUGUGGGAAGGUUUCCCUUCAAUAUUUGAGAUAAAUAAUAUGAAUAUAUGAAAAUUUGGUGGGUGCACAGUGUGCAAAGAGCUAUCUUGGAUUUCCACACGUUUAUUUUCUGCAGUGAUGAAAGUUCUCAGAAUGACUGGAUUUGUGGAUUUGGAGUACAACCAUUUAUACCGCAUGUUGUUUCAGUGACGUGGCACGUUGGGCCACUGCCAGACUGACUAACAGCUAACACGCGACUGCAUAUAGUUCUGCUGACCUGUUCUGCAAGCUUUUUCUUUAAUGCGGCACAGUUAAAUGUGCCAUGUCACUGAAUGUCCGGCAAAAAAAUAACAGUAAGCUUCACAGGAAGAAGCCUGGUAAUUCUUGGAAAACCUUAGUCAGGUUUUGAUGACUAAAAAUUACUAAAAUUCAGACUGCGUUAUAUAGAUUUAAAAACGCUGUUCAAACUCAAAGUGAAAACAAGGCUGCAAAAUGAUCUAAAACUUAUUUCAAGCAUGAAGUGCAACACAAUAGAUUGCACUAGUGAAAUAACACAAAUUAUCACUUUUACAGCCCUCUCAACUCUUACAGGGUAAGCUAGUCAAGUUUUACGAAGUAUAAAGAAACUGGUCUUGAACAGGCUGUCCUUAAAAUUACACUUGCUGUGCACGGAGGAGUCUCACGAGGGAAACCAGCAAGAUGCCACUGAUAUUUCUCAAUGUGAAACCUUAGCAACUGUUACUGGAAAUACUCUUGAUACAACAACUUGGGAUCAUUACCUCACCAUUUACAGUUUUAUGGUAGAGCGGCACCAAAAAUGGCACUCUUCAAAAGAUUUUCCUGCCGUGUGGUUAACUCAAGAAUGGAAUUCUAGUUUUCUUUUUACCAAUGGAUUAAAUCUGCUAGCAACGGGAAAAGGUUGUCAAAGUUUAUAUGUCCUUAAUAGGUGUCAUAGAGGACUUGGUGGCUUCCCUCACCUGACUCCUUUGUGCACUUGUUGAGCACACUGUACUCCAGGAAAAACAGUUGCGUUUUCAUUCCCGUAUUUUUCAUAUUUUUAUUUAAUUGGGUCUUGUUGUAGAUGUUUGUGUUCAGUUUGAGAUUAAAUGGCAUUUUUAAAUCUGCAUAAAAACGACUGAAAUAUUUCUGUCAGGUGCUGGACUUUUUCAAAAGAUCAGUUUGCUCAAUAUCACAAUGGGUACUUGUAAAAUACGAUUAUCGCUUGAAUAAGUAAGGUGGAUGUUUGUUCUUUGGACAACUCAUUUAUUGGACAGGAAGAUAUUUUUGAGAAGUGCAACAAACACCUUGAGAUGUUUUGCUUUUUCUGAGUCUCCAGAUGCCUUUUUCCCCCAGAAGAUAGAAUUCCAUGAUUCUGCUUGAGUUUUCUUCUUUUUGAUUGUAUUUUUGUUUGUAUUUAGUUUUGCCAAAUUAUUUACUUCUGCUUUUUACUUUUGAAAUGGGUGGAAUUCAAUUUUUAAGCUUAUUUCACCAAUUAAAAUAACAAGUCCAUUGAG
Molecule: messenger RNA, 3979 nt
Organism: Thalassophryne amazonica
Lineage: Eukaryota; Metazoa; Chordata; Actinopteri; Batrachoidiformes; Batrachoididae
Gene: ap1s1
Product: adaptor related protein complex 1 subunit sigma 1
Exons: 5
Coding region: 149-625 (158 amino acids)
Biological process (GO): vesicle-mediated transport; intracellular protein transport
Cellular component (GO): AP-1 adaptor complex; membrane coat; intracellular membrane-bounded organelle
Molecular function (GO): clathrin-cargo adaptor activity
Source: RefSeq, a predicted model, not a curated record